CGCUCCCUGUCAUUAGGUUCUCACUCGGAGCUACAGUCAGAACGCACACACCUCUCACCCGGACCCAAACCCAAACCCAAACCCAAUCUCCAGAUCCAGAUCCAGAUCCAGUCCUAACGAUGGCCGACGGCUUUAAGAAGUACUUCAAUGGGACAACCCUCAAUGGACGCGCCAACGUGGCCAAGGCCACAUACGCCACGUUGGCCCUGUUGUUCAUCGUGUACAAGCUGCGCCGCGGAUCAGGCAAGGCCGGCGAGUUGGCCAGCGGCAAGUGCAGCUGCGAAUCUGACCACGGCUCGUCCCUCAAUGGCGACGUAGGCGUCUACGGCGUGGAUCCCGACUGCUCCGUGUGCCGGGAGCGAGCGGACCGGGCCAUGAGCGAGUUCGAUCGCGAGCAGCAGCGGCGGGCGGCGGGCGAGGAUGGCAAUGGGUGUCGCGACGAUCCGCCGCCGCCACCUCCUCCACCCGCAUCGGGUGGAUCCGGCUCAGCUGCGCGCCGCAAGUGUCCCUGCGAGGAGCCGCAGCGGCGAGCGGAGGGAGCCGCGAAGCAUAGCAGCCACAGCAGCAGGUCGGGGGGCCAUCAGAUCCAGCCGCCACAUCAGUACCAACAGUACACGCAGCCCGAGCCAGAGCAGGUGCGUCCGGCUAGCCAAGUGUUGGGUCAGGUGCACGACGCCUUUUUCAGGGUGCUGCGAGGAGUCGUGGGUGCCAUUUUGGGCAAUGCGGCGGUCAACACCAGCGGCACCGCUACUUAUGCCCCUGCACAGCCCGUCGCAGUGGAAGUCUCGCGGGAUGAGCUCGAUGACGAAGAGUUUGACGACGACCAGGAUGAUGAAGUGCCGUUGAAGCGCCGCACGGCACCGCGCUCUUGCGUGCCCACCAGGAGUCAGCCGAAGGGCCAGAAACAGGCUGGCGCCCAGCCGCAGUCGGAUGAACAGGCGGAGUACAGCGCCUUCAACGAUGGAUUCACUUCCGGCCUGUACUUCGCCGACGAAAAGUAGCUUGCGUGCUGGCGAUUUGGCGAGGUCAGGGAAUACGCUUCUUUCGAUCUGCAAAAUUGUUAGUCUAAAAUAUAUGCGAUGAACUGCAUUAUCUUA
Drosophila erecta is the source of this 1097-nucleotide messenger RNA. RefSeq lists its product as uncharacterized. The transcript is spliced from 2 exons. NCBI's taxonomy places the organism in Eukaryota, Metazoa, Arthropoda, Insecta, Diptera, Drosophilidae. The record is from RefSeq and is a predicted model, not a curated record. The coding region runs from base 120 to 1001 and encodes 293 amino acids.